Messenger RNA from Seriola dumerili (greater amberjack), 2967 nucleotides. RefSeq names its product D-amino acid oxidase (gene dao). The transcript has 11 exons. Gene Ontology annotation, molecular function: FAD binding; D-amino-acid oxidase activity. Bases 80 to 1117 code for a protein of 345 amino acids. The record is from RefSeq and is a predicted model, not a curated record. NCBI's taxonomy places the organism in Eukaryota, Metazoa, Chordata, Actinopteri, Carangiformes, Carangidae.
GGCCCAGUGAGUAAGUGGGUGCGAGUUGUGACAGACUUCGACAACUCCUGUAGUAGCGACUGCAGACUAAUCUGAAGACAUGCGGGUAGCAGUGAUUGGAGCUGGAGUCAUUGGUCUGUCAACAGCUCAGAGCAUCUAUGAGCAGUAUCACUCAAUUGUCCGUCCACUGACCAUUGAGGUGUAUGCAGACCGCUUCACUCCGCUGACCACAAGUGAUGGAGCUGCUGGCUUCUGGCAGCCCUACCUGUAUGAUAAGGGCAACGUCCAGGAGACAAAAUGGAAUAAAGAGACAUUUGACUACUUGCUGAACCACCUCAGUUCACCAGAGUCUGUAAAUAUGGGUAUAUUCCUUCAGUCUGGCUACAACCUCUGCACUGAACCAGUCCCAGAUCCCUCAUUUAAAGACAUUGUCCUGGGCUUCAGACAGCUCACAGAACGAGAGCUGCAGAUGUUUCCUGGAUACAAUUAUGGGUGGUUCAAUACUGCUCUCAUGGUGGAAGGUAAAACAUACUUACCUUGGCUGAUGGACUGGUUGCAAAAAAGGGGGGUGAAAUUUUACCACAGGAAAAUAGAGUCCUUCAAGGAGCUGGCAGAAACUGGGGCAGACGUGAUCAUAAACUGUACUGGGAUGAGAUCAGGAGAGCUCCAGCCGGAUCCAGACCUGAAACCAGGUCGCGGCCAGAUAGUGAAGGUGGAUGCUCCAUGGUUGAAGCAUUGGAUUCUUACCCACAACUUUACAACAGGAGUCUACAAUUCACCAUACAUCAUUCCAGGGAGUCGUCUUGUGACAGUCGGUGGAGUUUUCCAGAUAGGAAACUGGAGUGAACAGAACAACUCCACUGACCAUAAGAAAAUCUGGGAAGACGCCUGCCAGGUCGAGCCCAGUCUCAAGCAUGCCAGGAUAGUGGAGGACUGGUCCGGCCUCAGACCUGUUCGGAGUAAAGUCCGACUGGAGAGGGAGACCAUACAUUCCGGUGCAACUACAAUAGAGGUGAUACAUAACUACGGCCAUGGAGGUUUCGGGCUCACCAUUCACAGAGGCUGCGCCCAGGAGGCAGCGAGGCUCUUCGGUCAGAUCGUAGAACAAAAAGGCAACGGUCCAAGAGCUCGCUUGUAAAUUUGUGUCCUGGAGUAAUGAAUGGUGCUUUCCUUUCUCAAAUUUCCACAUCAGUGCCUUGUAUCCAGCGAUGCACAAACUGCUUUUGUCUACACCAUCAUUUACCUUUGGGUUCAAGCAAGCUAAUGUAUAUGUAACAUGAAAGGGGGACAUUGUUGACAACUGUUGUUGUCUCUGUUCAUUAUUAAUUAAGGUAAGGCUUAAAUCCGAAGGAGGUUUGGGUGAUAUAAAAAAGGACAUAAUGUGUACAUAUCUUUGAAAAUGAAAAAGUAGACAAAUCUACUGAUAGUGAUUAUUAGAUUUUUUCUUUAGUAAUAAAUAACAACAUGAAUCCACUGGUCUUUUUGAAACAUUAUUUACUAUAGUAUCAUACACAUUUACAUCCAGUGCAUUUACAAGAAUCUGUGCACACAGACACUUAAUGUAGCACUAUCUCUCAAACACUGGCAGCUAAGAGUCAGCUUGCUGGACCUGUGCUAGUUGAUCUGAUUUUUUUUUUUUUUUUAAACAAAACUUUGCUCAGUUUGUCACUCGUAGUCUGUCUCCACAUCACCUUUGUUACAAACAAAAGCAAAGACAACAACUAAACCAGGUAUCGAUACAUUAUUUACAGAAAGACAGAAAGUAACAUCCUGCUAAAUGGUUGUAUAUGCAUGUGUAGGUCCACGUGUGCACAGUCUCAGAGUAGAGUAAGAGACGCAGCACGGUUUAUAAAUCAUAAUACCAUACAACACCAUAGACUCAUAUACUCAUGUCAUUUUUUUAAAUCAUGUAAUUUUUUUGCUAACUAGGGCUGAGUCAGCUUUGAAUGAUGAAAAUAUUCAGAUUUAAAUUCCCUACUUCAAUGUUAACUUACACAAUGUUGUCUUCAAAUGCAGUCCAGAAUCUGUGGACUUGUUCUAUUUGUGUCAUAAUUAUGAAAUAUUGCAGAGUGUACGAUGUCAUUAUGCUCUGAUGAAGACUUUGGCAGAUUUGUCAGCUUGUUGUAAAUAAACAGCGACAUAAUGAUCCAGACACGAGGCGGUAUUUUUGUUAUUAUUAGAGUAAUAACUCCCUAUUCCUCAUUUCUUUAGCAGAAAACAAAUAUCAUCCAUGGUAAAAUGUAAAAUAAUACUGACACAAGAAAAAAGAACAUAGUUAUCACUGACUUUAAGAAAGUUGGUGACUGUACAGUAUGUCUUUUCACUGCCUAGACCCAAGUGAAUCUCAAAUGAAGCAACUCCAAGCUUUAUUUAAUCGAAUGGUCUGUUGAUUUGAUGAUGUGGAGCUGUUCCAGCCAUGUACUUUUUGUAAAGCUGAGUUUGUAAUUAGUGUAUUUUUUACAGGCAAUUUGUGUUCACAAGAUAAUGAUCUUUCUUAUCUAUGUAUGCUAAUGGAAGCAGCUUUUUCAUUGGGUUGAGAGGAGGUCUCUCAACCACAAACUGAAUAGGUAGUUUUAAGGCUCUUUGAAAAGAAGAUAGUGGUUUGAAGCUAACACUUAACACCUUCACCCUCUCUAUUCCCCUUAGCUUCUCUUGCAUUAGAAAAGCAGGAUUCAAAUACUUUGUUUUAAGUAUUUGAAUUCUCACUUGUUCAAGAAGGUUUCACAUUGUGUCCACCAUUUGCUCUUGCACUCGUGCAGGUCAUUUGGUCUUUCCCAUCACCCUGUGUGCAGUUAUACAGUGGCAAAAUUGUGACAGCAAUGGUGGUUGAAGACUAUAAAUACAGUGACAUGUCAAAACAUUGUGCUGCCUGGCUCUCUGAAGCCACUGUGGUUGCCUAAACUGAAGAGUCAUAGAGUGGGACUGGAGAUGGACACGGAAAGCUGGUUUGGCUUUCUCGCUUCUCAUUGCCUCCUUUCUCCACUGCGG